AAUGAACGCGACUAACGAGUCGUUUAAUCUCAAAAAUGAAGCGGCGUUUAUUGUAACUGAAAAACUAAAAACUUUUUACCCACCAGUGCUGAUGAUUUUGGGGAUAUUUGGAAAUGUUCUUUCUAUCCUUGUUUUACGUAAGAGGACUUGCUCGUCAACUAGUUUGCUGUUGAUAUCGUUGGCAGUCACUGACACAUUGGUGCUACUAAACAGUGUUUUCAAAAAGUGGAUUUUCUUCAUUCUUAACCUGGAACCAAGAAACAGUUCUGCCAUUUUCUGUAAGGUUGACGUUUUUCUAUCGUACGUACUGAUACAACUUUCUCCGUGGAUUUUGGUCCUUGUAACUUUAGAAAGAACUUACUGUGUCAUAUGGCCUCAAAAUGUGCGAGACGUUUUUACAAGGCGCCGGAUGGCCGUUGCAUUGUCAGCGUUGAUUAUGUGUCUGUCGGCAAUGAAUUCGCACUUACUCUUCAUUUAUGACUUAAUAUUUGAACAGCGUAUUCGACGGAUUAUUUGUUAUCCAAGAAAUGAGACGUUCGUAUUCAAAAUUUGGACUUGGAUUGACUUAGCCUUAGCAUUUGGAAUUCCAUUUUGUGUAUUAUUAACAGGAAACCUGACUAUUUUGAUACGUAUCUUAUCAAGCAACAAGUUUAGAAAAUCAAGUGUGACAUGCAGAACAAAAAGUGAAACGUCGACAUCUGCUCCGCAUAACAAAAACCCUGUUUCACAAUGGACAUUUAUGACUCUAAUACUGAAUACUACUUUCUUUGUGCUGAUCUGUCCGUCUGUGACGUUUGGAAUUGGCCAAGUGUACUGGUUCCCCGAGGAAGAAGCAUCGGUCACAUCAUUUGCACAAAUGCUUCUUGUGUCAGAAAUUGUAUUUAUGUUGAUGUACACGAACAGUGCGAUUAACUUCAUCCUCUACAUGAUGUUUGGGUCAAAGUUCAGAGCAGACCUCAAGACUUUGUUCGUCCCUCUGACAACUUUUUUUAAGAACAGGAACAAUUCGAGAGGCAUUAUUAUGUUCCACACAAGUUCUGGUUACCAGAUAUCUCAUUGUCAUCAUAGUUCAACACAUGUGUCUAUUUGACUACGUAAAUUAGAUUUUACCUGAGGACGGUGAAUCUUAUAUCAAUAUUAAUGAGCCAAAGAAGGACUGUGACUCUUGUAUAUAUAUAUAUAUAUAUAUUAUUGAGCGGGAGAAUGAUUGUAAAUAUUGUGUCGAAAUUAUUCAGCCAAAGUAGGAUUGUGAACCUAGUACUGUUAUCACUGAGCGAGAAAUGGAUUGUGAAUCUUGUAUCGAUAUUAUUGAGCCAGAGAUAUACUCUGAAGCUUGUAUGGACGUUAUUAGGCUAGAGAUGAAUUUUAUUUCAUUAUUUUAUUAUACUAUUACUGGUAUUUCAGAAAAUUGAGAACUUUGAAAUGUGUGUAUAUGUUAAU
This is a messenger RNA of Mya arenaria, 1440 nucleotides long. RefSeq names its product FMRFamide receptor-like. The coding region runs from base 2 to 1090 and encodes 362 amino acids. Gene Ontology annotation, cellular component: plasma membrane. The transcript has a single exon. The record is from RefSeq and is a predicted model, not a curated record. Lineage: Eukaryota; Metazoa; Mollusca; Bivalvia; Myida; Myidae. Gene Ontology annotation, biological process: G protein-coupled receptor signaling pathway. Gene Ontology annotation, molecular function: G protein-coupled receptor activity.